Messenger RNA from Miscanthus lutarioriparius, 426 nucleotides. NCBI's taxonomy places the organism in Eukaryota, Viridiplantae, Streptophyta, Magnoliopsida, Poales, Poaceae. The record is from the annotation of a GenBank genome assembly.
AUGAGCGGCAGCGGCGUGGGAGUGGUUCUCGCCGCAUUCGCCGCGGCGCUGGUCCCGUUGCUGUGGGCGGCGCUGGUGCGCCAGGUGUGGCGGCCGGCGUCCGGGGCCCGCCGGUACCGCUUCUACGUGGGCAACAACCCGGAAGCGAGGGCGAUGCUGGCGGCGGCGGCGAGCGGCGAGGCGCUGGAGCGGAGCUCCAACGACAUCGUCCCCCGCGUGAUGCCGCACGUUCGCGCGUGGGCGUCGCUCUACGGCAAGGUGUUCCUGUCGUGGACCGGCUCGACGCCGAGGCUGUGGGCGGGCGACCUCGACAUGGCGAAGCGGAUCCUCUCCGACAAGGCCGGGCUGUACGUGAAGCCCGACCCGGGAUCCGCCUUGCUAGCGCUCUUGGGCAUGGGCCUCGCCUUCACCGAGGGCGACGACUGA